Molecule: messenger RNA, 912 nt
Organism: Chenopodium quinoa (quinoa)
Lineage: Eukaryota; Viridiplantae; Streptophyta; Magnoliopsida; Caryophyllales; Amaranthaceae
Exons: 4
Coding region: 1-912 (303 amino acids)
Source: RefSeq, a predicted model, not a curated record
AUGAAGGAAAAUUCUUAUGCUCUUGCCUCUAAAAAGGGGAACAAAGUUGGAUCUUUGCUUAACACUGAACAUAUUGUUGAUGAGAAUUCUGUUCCUGAGCAGAAAGAGUUGGGAAAGGGCUCUACUGAGGUUCGGGCUUUUAAUGGGAAAUUAAAUGUAAAAGGGGCGUCUCUGAGCUAUGUCCCUCCUUUGAUAAAAAAUGGUAAGCUUGUUGUUGUUCUUCCUGUCAAUGAAAUUGAUGAAGGAACAAAAAAAUGGAGAAAUGCUAUUGUGUUGUUUGUAGUUGGCUAUUACCCUACAAUUGCUUCAAUCAAGCGUUUUAUUGCUGAUGAGUGGGGGAAACCAACUAUAGUUAAGCCCUGGUCUGAAAAGUUUGAUUUCAAUGCUGAAAUUUUGCGCACUAUACCUUUAUGGGUCAAGCUUCCUAAUCUCCCUUUGAAUUGCUGGGGUUUUGAAACCCUAAGUAGGAUUGGCAGUAUUUUAGGAGUUCCAAUUUGUGCUUAUGAAUGCACAUCAAGACAAUUGAGGGUGUCAUUUGCUAGAAUGUUAAUCGAGAUUGACAUCACUAAACCCUUAGCUAAAUCUGUUUGGGUGGAGAGUCCAAAAGGGGAAAUGGUGGAAUUGACAAUUGAAUAUGAAUGGACCCCUCCUUAUUGUGAAAAGUGUCUUAAGGUGGGACAUGUGUGUCCUGAAUCAAGACCUAAACAGGUUAGUCAUAUAGCUCAUAAGCCACAGCUACAGAGAACUUGGGUUCAGAAGGUUCAGGGGGGGAAAAGAGGUGUUGUUCCUGCUAACAAGGUGACAAGUUUACACACUGCUAAUACUUUUGAUGUAUUGAAUUCUGAUGGAAAUAAGGCUGUGAUGCAAGAAACUAAUAAGCCAAGCGGGGGUGGACCCCAUGUGCAACCAUGA